GUAGGAGCUGGUGUCGCCGCUGCCGGGUUCAGUCGCCCGGCGCUGCUCGGCCUCUGCCCGGGCGGCUCCCCACGUUCUCCGCCUCAGGUCACAGUAGAAACGCAUGAAUGGAAGAAGAAAAUUUCUUCUUGCCUCAGUACUUGCUCUCCAGAAUUCAAGUUUUAUCUAUCCAUCAUGUCAGAAGUGCUUCUCUCGGAUAAUCCUGGUCUCCAAAAGGUUUAAUUGUCCAAAAUGUGGCUAUACUAGUGAAGCUGAAAAUGCCAGUUACAGAUAUAAACUUUCUGUAAAAGUUGCAGAAUCAAACAAAUUGUUUGUCAUCACUGUAUUUGGGAGCUGCUUAGAUACAUUUUUUGGUCUUACUGCCACUGCUUUGCACAGGUAUAUUCAGAAUCUUAAAGUUCCAAAGAUACUGGAUAAUGAUACAACUCAGAACCUGUUAACUAAAGCAGUUGAAACAUGCUUUCUUGGACAAAGCUUUGUUUUUGGAGUGACGAAUUUUGAAAAACAAUGUGGACAUGGUUCUGAUUCCAGUAACUUCUUAUACCAGUGUUACGACCACAAAAGAGAAGUCCAAGCACUGGUAGCUUGCCAGAUUGUUCGACCAGACCCACAUGUUGCAGGCUUCACUGUUAUUGACUACUUCCAUCAUCUUUUGCAGUCUUCCAAUUCAAAGGAACCGGAAGGCCACUCAUCUAGUGAUCUCAGCAGCAUACAUGGCUCUGAUAGCACUUCCUAUCUUGUGGAGUCCCAUAACAGUAAUAAUUUUUUAACAUUCUGGCAACCAUCACUUGAACUCACUUCCAUUGUCUCACAACUAACAGAAAAUGGUGAAUUUUCAGCUUCAGAACAAAACAUGGCCAUUGGGACUCUUCACCAAAACAGCAAGUAUACCUCCUUUGCAGAGAUCACUGGUACCAGUAGCAGCCAUGAUCCCACGCAGGGCUCAUGGAGCUUUGUUUCAUAUAUGGAUAAAAACAGUACAGCAGAAAAGAAGGGUAAGGAUAGUCAUUCCCACCAGCACUUUGAUAUAGAUACCAUCACUGGCCUUCACAAGAAAUCUACAUGCUGUCUGCCUUCAUCCCGCAGACCUGAAGAGACAGCUGGCUGUUACCAGGAUUGUGAUUCUAUGAUUUGGGAUGAUCUGCCAUUGUCUGAAAGUCUGAACAAGUUUUUGGCUGUUAUUGAAAGUGAGAUUGCUGUAACCCCAAUAGAUGCCAAAAGAAGGAAGUAUGCUAUAGGACGUAACACCCAUAAAUGUGAUGCAGACCACAAUGGAUCAUCUGUGACUUUGCAGAUUGCUACCAGAGCAAUACCACCUAUAUCUUCAUCAUUAGAAGCAACAGUCAAAGAAAGCUCCAGCAAAAAUAACUACUUGUCCAACUGUGAAGCGAAUGCUAGUGCUAGUAUUCAAAAGGAUUUAUACCCAGAUAAUACAGCAGACCCUAUUUCUUUAAGCAGUAAUCCUAUUUCUUUAAGCAGUAAUAAAAAAGAUAUUUCAGAAUAUUUCCUAUCAAAAACUUACCUGUCAGCUCAGUUUCUCCCUUCACAAGAUUUAGAAACAACAAUUAUUCUUAAAAAGACUUCCAGGAUUUUCUCACAUAGGGAUGAAAUUUCCCUUAGGCCCCAAACUUUAGGGAGUGACCAUUCUUAUGUCAGUGCUAAAUACCUUAAUACAUGUGGAGGACAGUCACAUUCAGAAAUGAAAGAAAUGGUGACAACAUUGUGUCCCAAAAAGUACAAUGGUGUUUCUGGUCCUUGCAAAUUAGAAAAGAAGCAGUAUUACAAGUGGCCUAGGAACCAAGAUGACAGUUUUACAAUUUGCAAAAAACUUACAUAUCCUUUAGAAACUCUUCAUGAUAGUCCAAAUAGAAGUACUAAUACACUGAAAGAAAUGUCUUAUGGACAUACCAAUACUACCUUAACACAGAGCUAUUCUGCUGAUCUUGAAGGUAGCUACAAUGCUUCUGCCGAUCUCUUCAAUAAUAUUGCCAAAAAUAUGGAUACUGCAACAGAAAUUACAAAGAGAUCACAGGAUGUUUUGUUACAGGGGGAAACAUCUUUGACUGAAAAUUGCCCUGCAGAGUAUAAUAUUCUACCAAGAUCACACUCUGCAAACUCUAGCCAGUCUUCACAAAAAGUCUUCUUACAAAGCCUGUCAGCCUCUAGGUAUCCAAGAACAUGCUCACCUCCACCGCAAUUUCACUCAGAUUCAGAAUAUGAUUUUGAAGAUAGCCAAGACUUCAUUCCCUGUUCACAGUCAACACCAGUUGCAGGAUUCCACCGAACAAGAAUCCAUGGGAUAAAUGGAACUUUCAGAAACUUAACUGCCUUUUACUGCAAUUGUGAUGCUAACGAUAAAAAAAUACAAGUUCCUUCUGAAAAUGACAAACAGCGAAUUAUUCCAAGCUGUCCAGAAAAUUUUAAAACACCUACCCAGAAGUCCAGAAGUCACAUUACGUCGAGAAUUACACCACCAGAGGUUUUCAAUCACUCUCCAAUUGCUGAGUGCCUUAAGACUGAUAGUGAUGAAUGGGUACCUCCUACCACACAAAAAGUAUUUAUUUCAGAUACGCUUGGAUUUCAAGUCAUGGCUCUAAGGAAAUGCCUUGCUGCCAAUAAUUCCUCCAAUCAAAAAGAGUUACCGAGAAAGAAACAAAAACAAGUCAAACAAAAAGCCAGUGUGUGUUUAAUUAAGAAGGAAUUUAAAAAUAGGAGUAAAGCAAAACAGAAAAGUCCUAAAUGUAACUCUGAAAGGUCAGUCUGCAUUUCCAAAGAGUCAGUUCUUGGACUUGAUUCUUUUUCAGAUGUUAGGUCUUGCCUUCCAUUUUCAGAAAACCGCCCACCUUUCAUGGCUGAGAGCACCUGGUCACCUGAAUUGUUUUCAUAAAAAGUCAUUGAACACAAUGUUUGGAAACUUUUUGGCCUCCAGUGGCAUAAGAGGUAAUUCUUUACAUUUUGAACUCUUGGAGAAAAGUAAAGAAAAACGUAUGUAGUAAUACUGAUCCUUUAAAAA
This is a messenger RNA of Dipodomys spectabilis (banner-tailed kangaroo rat), 3013 nucleotides long. RefSeq names its product DNA damage induced apoptosis suppressor (gene Ddias). The record is from RefSeq and is a predicted model, not a curated record. NCBI's taxonomy places the organism in Eukaryota, Metazoa, Chordata, Mammalia, Rodentia, Heteromyidae. Gene Ontology annotation, biological process: negative regulation of intrinsic apoptotic signaling pathway in response to DNA damage. Gene Ontology annotation, cellular component: nucleus; cytoplasm. The transcript is spliced from 5 exons. The coding region runs from base 104 to 2887 and encodes 927 amino acids.